GUUGCAAUGUCUAGGUUUGGACUUUGUACCUUUUUAAAGAAGGUGCGUGUGUUUAAUUAUAGGAAAAAUAUAAUAAAACGGAAUUUAUGCUUGUAUAUGUAUUAAUAAACAGAAUUUAUGCUUGUAUAUGUAUUCUUACGGACGUUUACAUUUUUCUUGAGACCAUUAGCAUUUAGCAUCACUAGUUUUUAUUUUAUUUUUUUAAUUUUUGCUGAGUUUAGCACCACUAAUUUUCAGAAAUGGUCUCUUGACCAUCAAUAAUAUUGUGUUAUACCAAGUCAUAUUCUCACUCUUCUUCCUCUACUCCACAACUAACCUCAAAACUAGGACUUCCCAUUAAUCCGGACCUUUGUACAAGUAUAAUCAUAUGUGUUAGGUAUAUAUAUGUAGCCUUCAAAUGCACUCUAUUGUUCCUGGUGUCCAUCUUACUAUAUUUUUCAUCCACCUAUUAUAUGCGUUUUAUAUGAGUUUAAAGGCUACACACACUCACAAGCUAGCUGGAUCACUGUUUAUCUAUGGUGGUCCUGGUGGACGAUGGGGACAACUGGCGACAACAAACAACCAGCUGCGAUAUUGCACUACUGUAGAAUCUGCCACAGGGGGUUCAGUUGCGGUGGAGCUUUAGGGGGGCAUAUGCGAGCCCAUAACAUUGCGGAAGUGAUCAACCGCAUUCAAGAACAACAGCAUCAGCAGCAGGAAGGAUUGGUUAGUGGCGAUAAGGCGGAAGGCAACAAGCAUUCCUACUUUCUCCGGACCACCUCAAACCGGUUUUCCAAUCUCCAGUCACCUGUCCGAGGUGAGUAUUCUUGUAAACGUGCACGUUUAGACGAUGACAGACUGCUGUCACCUAUAUCGUCGUCUGUCAUGGAAGUUGAAGAUGGAGGGGCAAGGAAGGGAUACAUUUGGAAGUUUGUUGGAGUGAAAGGUAACGAGAAGGGGUGUUUUUCGAGAGAAGAAGAAGAUCUGGCCAAUGUUCUGGUCACAUUAUCGAACAACUCUACAGAUAGCAGUAUCUGCAAGAACAAAACUAAAGAGGCGUGUAUGGCGCCGUUAGCUAAAGGCCUUUUCCAAUGUAAAGCUUGUAAGAAAGUGUUCAAUUCCCAUCAAGCACUGGGAGGACACAGAGCUAGUCACAAGAAAGUUAAGGGUUGUUAUGCUGCAAAACUCGAUGAUCUAACCGAUGAUGAAAUACAGGAAGACGACUACAUUGGCCACGACGAGACCCCAAUGUCUCAAGAGCCUCCUCCCGAUCCUCCCUGCAAUCCGACUUCCCAAAACACUUCCCACCAUGAUCACGACUCAACGAGGGCUGAGAAAGUGCACGAGUGCUCGAUAUGCCAUCGGGUUUUUUCAUCCGGGCAAGCUUUGGGAGGACACAAGAGGUUCCAUUGGCUGCAAACCGAUAGCACCUUCAUAACACCUUUUCAUGAUCAAUUUCAAUUCCAUUAUUAUGGCGCAGAAAACUCUCAGAAAUCAACUACAAGCUGUAGCAAAGACUCAGAAUUGCUUGAUCUCAACCUCCCUCCAGAUCAAACAGUUGAUGAGAAAUCUACACCAACUUAUUUAUCACCAGGAAUGAACAGUAUUAUUAAAUUAAAUAGUGACGAGGAGAACAAAGGUUCCGAAAACUAUAAUAAAAUCGAAAAUUGUGGCAGAAAUAAUAUAGGAGUAAAUAAAUUGCAUGAAUCUGAUCAUAAUUAUAACGGAGAAGAGGGAAGGCCGUGUAAGUUGGCAAAACACUGUAAUGUGAGAGAUUUGAAGCUGGAAGGAAUGUCUUCUCCAUGGUUGCAGGUCGGGAUUGCUUCAAACAAGUAGUAAUUCUUGCUAGUUGAGUUUGUCAAAAGGAAAGUGUUAGUAGUUUCAUACUGAUGUUCUCCUUCUAAUCAGCAAUUUCAAUUAUAAAUUUUAACUUGGUUUCUGAACU
This is a messenger RNA of Daucus carota subsp. sativus, 1924 nucleotides long. Its product is annotated as zinc finger protein ZAT1. The record is from RefSeq and is a predicted model, not a curated record. NCBI's taxonomy places the organism in Eukaryota, Viridiplantae, Streptophyta, Magnoliopsida, Apiales, Apiaceae. The transcript has a single exon. The coding region runs from base 535 to 1815 and encodes 426 amino acids.